Molecule: messenger RNA, 2031 nt
Organism: Wallemia mellicola CBS 633.66
Lineage: Eukaryota; Fungi; Basidiomycota; Wallemiomycetes; Wallemiales; Wallemiaceae
Product: 3-oxoacid CoA-transferase
Exons: 3
Coding region: 1-1494 (497 amino acids)
Biological process (GO): ketone body catabolic process
Molecular function (GO): succinyl-CoA:3-oxo-acid CoA-transferase activity
Source: RefSeq, a predicted model, not a curated record
AUGUUCAUAUCGGCUGUUUCAACGAGAAGGACGUUGUUUGGAUGUAGAUUCUACGUAACAAAAGUCAGGGGUGGUAAUAAAAUAUAUGAUAAUGCAAAUGACGCUAUCAAGGAUAUAAGAUCUAGUGCUGUAUAUCUCAGUGGUGGGUUUGGAUUGUGCGGUGUACCAACAACGCUGCUAAAUGCAAUCGAUAAACGUGAUGAUAUAAAAUCUAUUACAGCAGUAUCUAACAACCCGGGUGUUGGUGAUAAAGGUCUCGCUAAGUUACUCAACAAGGAAGGAAAAGUUGAGCGUCUGAUUUGUAGUUAUCUGGGUAACAAUAAGACACUAGAAGGCUACUAUCGUAGUGGUAGAAUAGCUGUAGAACUCACUCCACAAGGUAACAUCGCAGAGAGAGUUUCAGCAGCUGCGCGUGGUAUACCUGCAUUCUAUACCCCUACUGGUUAUGGUACUGCUAUAGAAUCUGGAGAGCUUGUCACUCAAUAUGACGCAAACUCGAAACCAAUUGCUUAUCAACAAAAACGUGAGGUUAGAAUGUUUAAUGGACGUGGUCAUAUUUUAGAAACAUCACUCAAAGCUGACUAUGCACUCAUACGAGCAAAGUAUGCAGACAAGAAUGGUAAUCUCGUUUUCAACAAUUCUGCUCAUAAUUUCAAUGCUGUUUUCGCCAAAGCUGCCGAUAUUACAAUCGUAGAAGCUGAGAAUAUAGUCAAUGUGGGCGAUAUACCACCAAACGAGAUACACGUUCCGGGUAUCUACGUUGAUAGAAUAUGUCCAACUGAAACUGAAACUGAUAUUGAGAUACUCAAGACAAGUGAUAGUGAUGAACUUACAGGUGGAAUUCGUGAUAAAAUCGCCAAAAGAGCUGCAAGGGAAUUGCAAGAUGGAUAUUAUUGUAACCUCGGAGUUGGUAUACCCGGUCGCGUACCAGAAUUCAUAGAAAAAUCUAAGAAGGUUUAUAUACAAUCAGAAAAUGGAAUAUUAGGUGUAGGAUCAUACCCUCAGUCUAAUAACGUUGAUCCUGAUAUCAUAAAUGCUAGUAAAGAGACUGUUACACUCUUACCAGGUGCAUCCUCCUUCGGGAGUGAGGAGAGUUUCGGAAUGAUCAGAAGUGGAAAGAUCGAUGUAUCCCUAUUGGGUGCAUUUCAAGUAUCUCAGACAGGAGAUCUUGCUAAUUUUAUGAUACCCGGCAAACUAAUGAAAGGAAUGGGAGGCGCUAUGGAUCUAGUUAGCAACCCACAAUCCACAAAAGUCAUUAUAUUGAUGGAGCAUUGUGAUAAAUAUGGUAAAUCGAAAAUAUUAAAAACAUGUGACCUCCCACUUACUGGAAAGGAGUGCGUAUCACAAAUUAUCACUGAUCUGGCUGUUUUUCAAAUCAACAAGCAAACUGGUAGGUUGCUCCUUACAGAUAUAGCUGAAGGUGUCACACUUGACCAUAUAAAACUUAACACUGAAGCUGAAUUCGACAUUAAUGAAAAUAUUGGUUCAUUUUAGUGUGAAUGUAAAAUUACAUAUCAAUACAAAAAAUACAAAGUGAAUACAAUCAGACGUUAGAUCUAAUCCUUGAUCUUGUAAUGUUGUCUUAUGAAAAAAUACAGAAUAAUUUGAUAAUUAUUGUAGAAGGAAGUUGAAAAAAUAUUACCAAGAAAGUUUAAAUAUUAAUGAAGAUCAGCAAUCAGUUUGAAUUGUAGAAAAUCUCCUUUAUCUCGAUUAAUCCAUGUUGAUGAACAUUGUAAAUAUCAUUUCCCCAAGCAUUUUUUGACGCCGAGGAAGCUUUAUAUUUAGACUUUGUAAUAGGAGAGUGAUGAUCAACCGAUCCAGGAUGGGAUUGUACAUUAGUGAAAAAAUUGAUUGAUGGUUUGUCAAUUUUAUUUUCAAGAACUUCUUGUGACAUAUUUAGAUUGUGAUUUUCAAAGUUACUAUUGUUUCCAAAGUUUUCAGGUAGAGAAGCCAAUUGAGCGGCCUUUUGUGCAGCUUUCUGAAGUUCUUCACUAUUAUUUCCGUUCGCAAAUGGAAAGCACUUAUAACAAU